Messenger RNA from Nezara viridula (southern green stink bug), 4229 nucleotides. NCBI's taxonomy places the organism in Eukaryota, Metazoa, Arthropoda, Insecta, Hemiptera, Pentatomidae. The record is from the annotation of a GenBank genome assembly.
CACAACAUGGUAAUUUUUAUGUUUAAAAAUGACCAUGGUAACUAGUUCAGUUGUCUUUUGUUUCUACACCAAGUAAUUAAAUACCUCCAAUUAACAUAUUUUUCAUUGGGUUGCCAACUCCUAUUUUUAUUAAAAUCUAAAGGAUGGCUUGUGAGGCAACCUUGAAGUAUACUUACACUCCUAAGGAUGCUGCAGAUAAAAAAAUAAAGGAGCGUAGAAUUAACUUACUUCUUCUUGUCCAGCAUUUUUUAAAAACAGAAGGGUAUGCAGAAACAUAUCAACAGUUCAAUCUUGAAUCCAAGUUGCCCAAAGAUCUUCAAAUAUGUGACAACAUCGAAUUGAAUCACAUAUUACAAGAAUAUGAAACAUAUUAUUUUAUUCGUUUUCAAAAAUAUCCAAAAAUUUCUAAGAAGAUAAUAUUUUCCGAAAUCGAAGAAAAGAAAAAUCAAUCGAAACAAACAAAGAAAGUGUCAAAGACUCUGACCAAGGCUUCUUCAGUAGAAAAAUGCGACUCCUUAGAAUCAUCACCUUGCCCAUUGGUAGUUCUUCCUAUAGUAACUGAUGGUUCAAAAAAAUUAAAUGAACCUGAUUUUUCCGAUGAAAAGAUUUUCAAGCCUCUUGGCAGUUUUGAAGGUUAUUCUGAUGAAUGGAAAUCAUUUGCCGAUAUUAUAAUGAAGGAGGUUGUUGACAAAAAUUUAAGUGUUUAUUGGACUGAUGUUAUUGGAUUAGAUAAUGCCAAAGCUCUGUUAAAUGAAGCAAUUGUAUAUCCUAAUAAAUAUCCUGAUUUUUUCAAAGAUUUUAUCAGCCCUUGGAAAGGGUUAUUAUUAUUUGGUCCAUCAGGAACAGGUAAAACUAUGCUUGCUAAGGCAGUAGCUACCCAGAACAAUACGACUUUCUUUAAUAUAUCAGCAAGUUCGAUUGUUAGCAAAUGGAGAGGUGAAUCAGAGAAGCUUGUACGGGUAAUGUUUGAUUUGGCAAGACUUCAAGCGCCAUCAACAAUAUUCAUUGAUGAACUUGAUGCCGUCGCGUCUCAAAGGGAUAGUAAUCGUGAGCACGAGGCUUCUCGAAGACUUAAGUCCGAGUUGCUGGUUCAGUUGGAUGGUCUUUGCCAAAGUAAUGAUAGUGUGUUCUUCUUGACAGCGACAAACUUACCUUGGGAUCUAGAUACUGCUAUAUUAAGAAGGCUGGAGAAACGUAUAUUUGUUGAUUUACCUGAUUUAGAUUCUAGAAAAAGUUUGAUUCAGAAAUAUUUACCUCCUGUAUUAAAAACCUCACCAUUAAUAACAGUUGAAUUAGAUUAUUCAGAAUCAGCUGAGAAGUGUGAAGGAUAUUCAGCCUUUGAUAUUAAAUUGUUAUGCAAGGAAAUUUCGAUGAAUGUAGUGAGAUCUGUAUUUAAAAAACUGGAAGAAAAUAGAACAUAUUUCUGCCUUAAAGAUGAACUGUGUAAGUUAUCGCCUCAAGUAGUUUCUGUUAGAGAUUUUGAUAAGGCUCUUGAAAAAGUUAAAGCGACUGCAGUGGGAACAAUGGAGAAGUUUAAGUCAUGGGAAAAAGAAUUUGGAUCAUUUUAGGCAAUUAUUUUUUCCUUUAUGUUGUUCUUUAGGAAUAAGAUAUAAAAUAAAACGUAACAAUUUAUUUUGCAUUUUUUAAUUUAUAUCACAUUUUUAAUGAUAAUUUAAAUACCUGAUAUCAUGGUUCUAAUUCUAAACCACAGGGAUGUUUCAACACAUAUAUUAAUGAACCGAUUGCUAUUUUACAUACCUAAAAUUAAUCUUAUGCAUUUUUACAUUUAUUUUACGAGCACAACCUGCCUUAAUUCUAAACUGGUUUCAUUACAUUACAUUAUCUUCAGUAAUUUGUACAAAAAUAUUAUCAAAUUUAAUAUCUACUAUAAAAACAGUUAUACAACCAUUUCAAGACUGUUACACUUGGAAAACAUUUUAUUUAACUACUAGUGUUACAAUUAAUUGAGCAAAAAGUAUAUAUGUAUUGUAUAUCAUAAUUUAAUAACAAAUUAACUGUUUAGUUAUUUCAAAAGAAAUAUGAAUGCUGUUUAAACUGUUUAUUGUUGGAUGAAUUUUACUUCUAAACAGUAUUCAUAUAACAGUUUUCUUUUGACACAAUAGUAACACCUGAGCAUCAAAUUGUUAUGUCUACAAUAAUGACUUGUCUUUGUAUUUAGUAUACUUUAUAGAUAAAAUUUUAAUGACCAAUAUGGUUUCCCAGUAUGUGAGUGCAAUGGACAUUAUACCUCCUUGACGAUUUCCCUCGACUGAGUGGAAGGUAGUAUACCGGUGCAGUUAAUAGCAAUAAACGUUAUUAUCAUAAUGUUGAUUAUUAAUUGACGGGAUCUUGAUGUGCUGAUAAUAUGUAAACAAAAACUCAUAGCGAUGACUCCAACUAUCGAUUAAACCACAAUUAAUCUGGCAUAAAAGGAAAUUUCUUCAAGACUUAAAUAAUUUAAGAAAUUUACUGACACAUUUUCCACUUCCUUUCGACCCAAUGUAGAUCUAACAUCAUAUUUGUUCGAUAAAUGUUUCUACAUUGAAUAUUUUUGUUAUCUAGCCUUAAUUUUUUUUUUACAAAGUAACAGAUAAUGCAACUUACUUUUAACAUCCCUUUCCCUUCUGUAUGUAUUUGUUUAACAAAAAUUCAGUCUAUCAAUAUUUAGAGGUUUGUUUUUAAUUAUCUUCAUGUUUAAGGGAAAUUAAAAUUAUUCACUGUAUUCUUCAUUGUAAUGAGAGACAAACUGAUAACUGAAAAUUAUUAUUAAAUUCUUCUUAACGAGUUUGAAAAUUUAAAACAAAUAAUUUGUUUUUAAUAUUUUGACACCAGCUACUGUAAAUUUGUUCACAAUAUAAUCUAUAAAAGGCUUACAAGUUGUUUUCAAAUACUUUUUAUAUUAAAAUAUUGGAAACAGAAAACAAUUUGAUGCUCUUGUGAAAUUUUUAGAAAUUAAAGAAUUUUUUUGUAAUGAAUCUAAAUUCUAUAGCUGAUAGAUUUAUUUUUUUAUCAUAGUACUUGCACGAUUUUGUCUUUUAAAUAUAAUAUAUUCUUAUAUUCUAAAAUGGCAUUUCCUUUAAACAUUUCGCUAUGUAAAGAUUUUAUUUUUCAUUCAUUUACUAGUUAGAAAAUAAUCUUUUAAAUUAUUUCCUUCUAUUCUAAUUCAUUCUAAGUCUUUGAUCUUUUUUUUUUUUAAUUUCUAAUCUACUUAUUUUGGCAUGUUAAUAUAUCAAUAUUAACCUAAUAAUCACAGUCACUAAUUCUUAAUUACUAAAAUAAAUUUAAAAAUACAAAACAACUAUUUACAAAACCACACACUGCUUUCUUUUUUUUCGAACUGAGGAACUUAUCAUUACAGUUGAAAUUGAACUCUUAUCAUCGAUGAUGCAACAUCGGGUCCAGUCUCAUACAAUAAAGAGGCUCCUAAGUUAUAUUUUAAAUAAAUAAAAAACAUAUCCUAUGUUUAGAUUUUUAGUUGGUAUGAAUAAAGAGGUGAACAAUAUCUCUCUCCUCUCCCCAAAAUAUAAAAUAUAAAUAAAUAAAUUCUUCUCAUACUUUUUCUUUAAAUUACUUGAUUUACACAUUAUCUCAAAAGUAUUUGUGUAAUACUAGGUUUAUCUAGUCCAUUAAUUUGAAUGGUUUCAAAUUAUUUAUUCCAAUUCUCCUAUUUAAAUUCUAAAUUAUAGCACUCGAAUUUAAGCUCAGGAUUAAAAUGGAAGCCUCGAAAUUCCAAGCCAAAACGUAUCUUUUAAAACAUAAUUUUGAUUUCCAUUACUAGUCAUAUGGUGGCUUUCAAGAAGUAUAUGUAUAUACAUUUUCUGUACAUCUAAUGUUAAACUGCCAAAUUCUUCUUCUUAAAUUUAUAAUGCAAUAUUGAAUUGCAAUUGAUAUUUUAUUUCUAGUGCCAAAAAUUAGUAUGAGAAGGGACCCAAUUUUUAUGUUCUGAAAAUGGUGUAUUGCUUUCACAUUUCAAUCUUCCAGUAGUAUUUACACUUGAAAUAGCUUGUACAUCAUACUAACUUCAUGACAUAGGCUUUGAUUUUACCACGACCACAUUCAUUGAUUUAUAAAAACCUUUUUUACUAAUUAAGCACAUAUUGAAUAUUUUUGAUGAUAUAUAAGAAAAUAUAAAAAAAGACAGAGCUAUCAUGCCUAAGCUUAUGUAGAACUGACUUGCCGGUAGGAUAACCACCACUAUGUACAUGAGAUUUGAGAUAUAAGAAGGUAGU